CCCAGCACGGGGGCAGUCUGUGUGGCAGCUGCUGUUGCUGCUGUGGGACUCGUGUGGAGGUGGGACUCGGGAGCGCAGGGCCCGCGUGUGUCCCCGAGAUGUGUGAGGGUAGGACCACGCGGGGCCAUGCCGGUGCUCUGUGGCUGUCGCUGCUGCUGUCCCUCGUGUGUGGUGGGGCAUCAUCGGACCUCAAGAUCUGCUCCUUCAACAUUCAGACGUUUGGCCAAGCCAAGGCAUCCAAGCCCCACGUGAUGGAGAUCAUCGUAAAGAUCAUAUCUCGGUGUGACGUCACACUCGUGAUGGAGAUCCGGGACUGCAAGAACUGUACACUCCCUCGCCUUAUGGAGCAACUCAACAACCAGCACAGGGGGCAUCCCUACUCCUACGUGGCGAGCAAGCGCCUGGGACGGGGCUCGUACAGGGAGCAGUACGCGUUCGUUUACCGGAGCAACCUGGUGAAGCUGCGUGACUCCCACCAGUACAAGGAGAACGACGCGCAGGGGCCCUGCGUGUUUCUCCGCGAGCCCUUCUCGGUGCGUUUCCACUCACCCAAGACAGCGGUGCAGGAUCUGAUCCUGGUGGGCCAGCACACCUCGCCAAAGAGCGCCGUGUCGGAACUGCAGAAGCUGCAUACCGUGUUUGAGGAAGUUGUGCGGCUCUGGGGAAACCAGAACGUGAUGCUGCUGGGAGACUUCAACGCCGCCUGCGGCUACGUCUCGGCCACCAACUGGUCCCACGUGCGCAUUCGGGACCCGUCGUUUCACUGGGCGAUCGGGGACGAUGUGGACACCACUGUGAACAAGAACACGGAUUGCGCCUACGACCGAAUCGUGGUGCACGGGACGGAGUUACGCAGUGCGCUGGUUGCUGGAUCUGCGAGGGCGUUCAACUUCCAGAAGAAGUAUGGACUCAGCAAUGAGAAGGUUGGCAUCCAAUGCGGGUCGCUUGCCCAUGCAAGCAAGGGCAAAGCACAAAGGGGCUUCCCCUCGCCAGCAAUGUCGUGUACCACGGCUCUGUACUGUCUCCGGAGACCACCUGCUGAGUGACGGCUGGGUGGAUGAAGGAAUUUAACGCUGCGUCAAUGCCAAGUCGACACCUCCGAGAUCCCGGGUUCCAUUCGGGCAGCCGUCCACAAUUGGACUGGGUUCUCAAGAGUAGAGAGUUGGUGGUCUCACCAUGGUCACCAUUGAGUGCACACAUUUUUUCUAAACUAAUAUUAAGAAUCAAAUUUAGAUUUUAUAUGCUACAAACUCUUUUGUAGAAGACAUAAACUACAGUAUAUAAAAGGUGGGCCUCUGGUGUGGGCACAGUGGUCGAUUGAAGUAGCUUAAAAGUCAUUGUGCGAUGCCAUGAGAGUUCGGAGUGGAGAUGUUUGUAAUGUGUGAUACGAUGCUGAUAGCACAAUGCAAAUUAGGAUGAAUAAUUUAUUUUCCAAGAACGUUAUUUAAAAAUGCCACGUGAAUAUGCGUGUGUGUAUACAUAUGUAGAGGUGUUACGGGAGGGGGACACGCGGUUGUAGGGCGGUGGCCACA
Molecule: messenger RNA, 1532 nt
Organism: Petromyzon marinus (sea lamprey)
Lineage: Eukaryota; Metazoa; Chordata; Hyperoartia; Petromyzontiformes; Petromyzontidae
Product: deoxyribonuclease gamma-like
Biological process (GO): DNA catabolic process
Cellular component (GO): nucleus
Molecular function (GO): DNA binding; deoxyribonuclease I activity
Source: RefSeq, a predicted model, not a curated record